Messenger RNA from Williopsis jadinii, 744 nucleotides. RefSeq names its product Dsc3p (gene DSC3). Gene Ontology annotation, cellular component: Dsc E3 ubiquitin ligase complex; endoplasmic reticulum. NCBI's taxonomy places the organism in Eukaryota, Fungi, Ascomycota, Saccharomycetes, Phaffomycetales, Wickerhamomycetaceae. Gene Ontology annotation, biological process: protein processing. The coding region runs from base 1 to 744 and encodes 247 amino acids. The transcript has a single exon. The record is from RefSeq and is a predicted model, not a curated record.
AUGAGUGACAACAAUAUCGUCAUUGUGAUAAGAUUCUCUACAGCAUCUUACCCAGACCUGGAACUUCCACCCGUUGAACCCUCUCAGUUAACGUUACCAUGGCUCAGAAAGAAUGUACGGAUGAAACUUUCAGACCUUAGAAACAAGAGACUGAGGUUUAUCCUCAGUGGACGUGUUAUCAACGAGAGUACGAACUUGGUUGAUGAGUACAACAGAUACAUAAGGUUCCAGAGCGAGGAUGAUGGCGUGGAUAAGAAGUUCUAUAUCCACUGUCUUAUUGGCGACAUUUUGACACAGCAGGAACUGGCAAAGGAGAACGAGAUGGAUAAUAAAGUCCAAGAGCAGAGUACCACACCGGCGCCUGUCGGGUUUGAUCGCUUACAAAACGCUGGAUUCAGCCAAGAGGAUAUCAACAUGCUAAGGAGACAGUUUAGACAGCUAUAUGGGGACUUGCCGCAAGUGCAAAACGAAGCAGAUAUUAGACAGCUAGAGGAGAGGUGGAUCGACAGCUCUGUUAACCACGAAAUCGACGACUUCAACGUUGCCACUGCCAACGGUGGAAGUGGAUCCAUGAUGAGCGGGAACGUUGAUCUACUAGUCGGGGUGCUGAUUGGAUGCCUAUGUGGCGUGCUAAGCGUUUUCUUGUUAAUGACCGGGAAACUGUUCAACAAGAGACAGAAGAUUGCCAUAGUUGCCGGUAUCAUUGUGAACUUCUCCUUCGCACUGGUGAGACAAUGGUCAUAG